CGCACAGUUUAAACGCCCCACAGUUCGACAGAGAGCCUGGGCGACACACACCCAGCUUCCACGCCCCGCACCCAAUGCCUGCUCCAGUUCCUCCCCCACAUUCCCCCGACCACAACCAUGCUGCCUUGAACCCCAAACUUACAAAAAGCAGACGCACCCACCACCAGCAGCCAAGACAACAGAGGACAGAACCAGCCACAGAUCCCAAUGCAGCAGAACCCAACGUGGAACCAACCACUGCGCCACAUGUGAAACCAAACAUUGAACCAUGUGCAGAAUCAAGCAAAGAACCCAGUACAGAAUCUUAUUCCUGCACAGAGAGAAACACAGAACCACACAAAGAAAGUCACACAGAGCCUGACACAGGCUCCUGCACAGAGUCCUACAGAGAUCCACACCUAGAGUCCCACACAGAUGCACACGGGCAGCUGGGCCAGGGGUAUGAGGAGAUUGAGGGGGAGUGGGAGGGGGAGUGGGUGCGACAGACGGCCCUACAGCUCCGCAGGGCAGGGCUCCGCCUCUUUGAGCAGGGCGGGCUGUGGCAGCGGCGUACCGUGGGGUCCCGUCUGCACCACUAUGACGGGCGCUCCGAUGGGGAGUCAGAUAGCCCUGAAAAGGAGCCAGAGGUCCUUCUUUCUCCAGGGCAGAAGGACGGGGAGAAAGUAGAGGCUGCUUACGUGAGGAGACGAAGGUCAUGGAGCUUGGACAGGGCUCUGGGUGAAGUGGGAGACUGGCCAGAGUCAGAACAGGACUCUCAGAGGGAGCAAGGGCAAGAUGAGGCCCAGGAAGAAGUCUUCCAGAGGCAAUUACAACCAGGCCAGCCCCAGGAUGGGCAGGCCUCACAGGGGGAGAUAGGACCAGGCAAGCCCGAGGAUGGACAGGCCUUCCAGAGGCAGUUACAACCAGGCCAGCCCCAGGAAGAAGAAGCCUUCCAGAGGCCGUUACAACCAGGCCAGCCCCAGGAAGAAAAGGCUUCACAGGGGGAGAUAGGACCAGGCCAGCACCAGGAUGGACAGAGCUCCCAGGGGAAGAUAGGACCAGGCCAGCCCCAGGAUGAACAGGCCUCACAGGGGGACAUAGGACCAGGCCAGCCACAGGAAGAACAGAGCUCCCAGGGGGAGAUAGGACCAGGCCAGCCCCAGGAAGAACAGAGUUCCCAGGGGGAGAUAGGACCAGGCCAGCCCCAGAAAGAACAGAGUUCCCAGGGGGAGAUAGGACCAGGCCAGCCCCAGGAAGAACAGAGUUCCCUGGGGGAGAUAGGACCAGGCCAGCCACAGGAAGAACAGAACUCCCCAAGGGAGCCCCAGGAUGAGUAUGGAGCAGGCGAGCAGAAUUGGGGAAGGAGAGACUCCCUCUCUCUGGCUAUCAAGGACAUUAAGGAGGCCAUCCAAGAGGUGAAAACCCGGACCAUCCGCUCUCCCUACACCCCCGAGGAGCCCAUGCAGCCCGUGUGGGUGAUGAGGCAGGACCUCAGCCCCACGACGGAGAGUGACCUGCAGCCGUCUCUGGGCAGCGUCAGUUCCCUGGACUCGGACUCCACCUCUCCUCUGGGGCCGGAGUCUACCAACAGACAGCAGCUCCAGGAGACUAACUACAGCGUUGAAUCUCCACCCAGCCAAGAGCCUAGGAAGACCUUGGCCUCAUUCCCAACCUAUGUGGAUGUUCCAGGACCAUGUGACCCAGAGGAUCUGAUCGAUGGGAUCAUAUUUGCAGCAAAUUACCUGGGGUCCACCCAGCUACUGUCCGAGAAAACGCCGUCAAAGAGUGUGCGCAUGACACAGGCUCAGGAGGCUGUGAGCAGAGUACGGAUGGCAAAAAGCAGGAAGAAGAGCCCACAGUCCCCUGAGGCUCAGCCCCCGGUUAGCGCUGAGGUAGACCUGUUCAUCUCCACCCAGCGAAUCAAAGUGCUCAACGCCGACACACAGGAGACGAUGAUGGACCACCCUCUGAGGACCAUCUCCUACAUCGCCGACAUCGGGGACAUCGUGGUCCUCAUGGCUCGCCGCAAGAGGCCCCGCCCCCGAUCUCAGGAGCUGCCGGAGGCCGGUGACUCCGCCCACGAAGGGAGGAGCCAAUACAGUGACCUCACCCACGAUGAGAGGGGGCAGUGCAGUGACUCCGCCCAGGAAGGGAGGAGCCAGUACAGUAACCCCACCCAGGAAGGGAGAGGCCAGUACAAUGACCCCACCCACGAAGGGAGGGACCAGUACCUUGACUCUGCCUAUGAAGGGAGGGGCCAAGGUAGUGACUCCGCCUACGAAGGGAGGGGCCAUGGCAGUGACUCCGGCCCAGAGGGGAGGGGCCAGGGCAGUGACUCCGCCCCAGAGGGGAGGGGCCAGGGCAGUGACUCCGCCCCAGAGGGGAGACGCCAGUACAGGAUGAUCUGCCAUGUCUUUGAGUCUGAGGAUGCCCAGCUCAUCGCACAGUCGAUUGGCCAGGCCUUCAGCGUGGCCUAUCAGGAGUUCCUGCGGGCCAAUGGCAUCAAUCCUGAGGACCUGAGCCAGAGGGAGUACAGUGACCUGCUCAGCACUCAGGACAUGUACAAUGAUGACCUCAUACACUUCUCCAAGUCCGAGAACUGCAAAAACGUGGUCAUAGAGAAGCAGAAGGGGGAGAUUCUGGGCGUGGUGGUGGUGGAGUCAGGCUGGGGCUCCAUCCUCCCCACAGUCAUCAUCGCAAACAUGAUGCACGGGGGGCCGGCGGAGCGCUCUGGGGGCCUCAGCGUCGGGGACCAGGUCAUGUCCAUCAACAACACCAGCCUGGUGGGCCUGCCCCUCACCACCUGCCAGAGCAUCAUCAAAGGGCUGAAGUCGCAGCCGCGGCUCAAACUCAACAUUGUCAGGUGCCCCCCAGUUACCAUGGUGCUGAUCCGGAGACCAGACCUCAGAUACCAGCUUGGCUUCAGUGUGCAGAACGGCAUUAUCUGCAGCCUCAUGAGGGGGGGCAUCGCGGAGAGGGGGGGGGUCCGGGUCGGCCAUCGCAUCAUCGAGAUCAGCGGGCAGAGCGUGGUGGCCACGCCCCAUGAGAGGAUUGUCAACAUCCUUUCCAGCGCAGUGGGAGAGAUACACAUGAAGACGAUGCCAGCCGCCAUGUACCGCUUACUGACGGGCCAGGAGCAGCCGGUCUACAUCUAACCACGCAGUUACUGAGCGUGCUCAGAGCCUGGCUGUGUGCUGCACUAGUGUGGUGACCUAUGGUUUCUAAGUAACCAUGGUAAUGGAUUGGUUUCUCUAGCAUGGCAACCACAUGGUGUUACCUAUUAUUUAUUUGUUCAGUUUCAAACCUUGUUUAAUGUCCAUUCCUGGAAGACCUGAAGCUACGGUUUUCAAGAUUCAUCUUAUUUAUUUUUUAUUUAUUUGAAUUACUGUUGUGGUUACAUAGUUAUUUAUUUUGAGGCUUUCACUUAAUUACUUGAAUCAGAGAGGGGCCAUGUCUGUUCUCUGAAUUCUAUGAAAUCUCUUUCACAUCGGCUAGUACUUUUGGAAAGAGAUCCCAAUUGAAUGCGUCACAAUGACAUAAGUAUUGAAAUGGUUAAAAGUCAGUCAUUACAUAAUCGGGUACACUUGAGUCUUCAUACUUCAGGUUUGUAGUUAGGAGAAAUCUUCAGUGUCAAUUUCUGCAAAUUACUGUUUACAAAGGUGAGCACUGCGAUCAUAAAUGUGCAACUACUGCAGCUGCCAGCGCAUGUGUGAGUCAAUGCCCUCCUCAAUAUUGCAGCAAUGUUUACAUGCAAAAAUGAUAGAAUAUAGUAUACAACUACGAGAUAAAGAGAAAUGUGAGAACUACUAAAUGUUUAAUGCUAAAUGAUUGGCACCUGUAAAUGGUGGCUCUGAUGCAUGAAUUAAAUGCAUUUUUAUGAAAAGCUCAGAGAGGAGUCUAAUUUCUGAUCUGAGCUGUGCUGGCAAAAAACACCGUUUAUUUUGGUAAACUCCAAUGUUUACAAUUCACUCAUUAUGAAUGUACAUUUAUUUGGCUUAUGUUUGUCAAAUCAGCCUGAUGGUAGUGUGUAGUUAUUGACAGUGUAGUAUGGCGGUUUGGGGACUGGCUUGAUACAUAGAGGUUGCAGGUUGCUGCUGAUGUUCCCUUGAGCGUGGUGCUAAAGCAGAGCUGCUUCAGCAUAUCCGUACAGUAAACGGAGACCAUGUAAAAGCGUAAGUAACUCUGGGUAUGGGUGUCUGCUAAAUGCCUAAAAUGCUGGGUUAAGCUUUGCUUUGUUGUUGUGUGAUAUUACUUGGCUACUUUCCUGUACCAGAGCUAGUUUGUACAAUUAUUUGAUAUGAAUCUUUAUUUGUAUAGAGCAUCUUUAUCAUUUAGGACAAUAAAGGGGAAACACAGUA
Molecule: messenger RNA, 4337 nt
Organism: Conger conger (European conger)
Lineage: Eukaryota; Metazoa; Chordata; Actinopteri; Anguilliformes; Congridae
Product: amyloid-beta A4 precursor protein-binding family A member 1-like
Exons: 12
Coding region: 75-3134 (1019 amino acids)
Biological process (GO): chemical synaptic transmission
Cellular component (GO): cytoplasm; dendritic spine; plasma membrane
Molecular function (GO): protein binding; amyloid-beta binding
Source: RefSeq, a predicted model, not a curated record